AUGGCCAUCAGGUACAUGUCCCACUUGUCAGCACUGGCCCGCCACCUUCCGGGCCGCUUCAGGGCCAGCACAUUACCAGUUAGCUCGUUUGUGGUGUACCACCAGCUGGGAAGGGUCCUGAUGCCUCCAUAUGUCCGAGUUAUCUACAUUGCUACUGUCAUUCCAAUAGAAGUUGACCCAAUUCGCCAAUGUUCCACCAAGGCAGAGGUAUCGGGAAUUGCUAAGCAUCCAAGCAAGUCUUCAGCAAUCAUCAUGGCAGAAGAUGAAGACACUGAAAUAACACUAAGUUGCAGUGCUGUGGUGGAUGAAAUUUUUGCUCUUCAUAUCAUCACAACCACUAAGGAACUUUUUCUUGAAGAAGCUCCUGAAGCUUUCCAGGUGGUAGGGCUGGAUCAACAGGGCAAUGAGUUUUCUACUUUGAAAGGAAUUGUAUUUGAAUGGACUCUGGAAACUGACACAAGUCAAGAAGAAUUCAUUGAUGCUGGGACUGUGCUUCGAUUUCUGAAUUAUGCAGAAUCACCUUAUAAGGCUCCACCUGAUAUUCAAGAUUUGGAAAACCAGGGAUUGAAGGGUCAUACAGUCCUUAUUGAAGGAGUGCACAUUGGCCUUGCUCGUGUACGAGUUCGACUUGCCCACCCUGCAUACAAAUCUGUGGAGCCAGAGGAAGCCAGUAUUGCAGUUGUGGCCAACUUCAUGAUCCAACCACCAAUAGUUUAUCUCUUACCCAAGACAGUGGUAUCCUAUGAGCUAUAUCAAGUGAAGCAUGGGCAACUCUCACUAAUCCCUCUUCCCUCACCUCAAUACUACUUGAAGGUUGAGGAUCCUUCCAUUACAAUCCUUGAUCCAGACAAGUCUGAAGCCACUGGGUUGCAGGAAGGUACAACAGACAUCAUACUCCAGUAUCGAACACUACAGAAUCCCACCACGCUUCGUCAGCCAUCAGCAGCAAUCACUGUUGUCUCUGCAUCAUAUCUGUUGAUCAUCUGUCUGCCUCACCGUAAUUGGGCCCUCAUCUCAGGCCAGGAAUAUGACAUCAUCAUUGAAAUCUAUAAUGCCAAAAAUAAACUUAUAUAUCCAUCAAAGAACCUGAUCAUGGAAGCAAGUCUUCCUCAGAAGCAUUUCCAAGUUUUUCAUUUCACUGAGAAUGGGACAUUCCAUCAUGGUAGAGCUGAAGAAGUUGGCAAAGCUCCUGUGUCAGUCUCAUUCACUGGAAUUCGUCAUCCAGAUGGAACUUCUGAGUCCUUUCUUGAACACCUGCAUUCAGUUGUGGAGCUUGAGGUCUUCCAUCCUUUAGAGGUUCACCCACCACUCAUUGCAUGGCCAUGGGAUCCUGUGUCUCACCCUCCAUAUGAACUGAAGCUCUCUGUGAAGGGAGGAGAUGGACAGUUCCAUAUGUCAUCAAACAACACCAAUGUUGUUGUUGUGAAUCAUUUUGGUGUUGUGAGAUCCAUAUCUUCAGGAAAUGCUUCAAUUACAGUGGCUAUGCAGCGAAAUCUUCAUAACAGUGCAGUUGUGCUUGUUUAUAUCAUUCCUGCCAUUGGACUAAAAAUUGAGCCAUGUAUUGUGGAAGGUGAAAUUGGCACUUUAAUUCAGCUUCCCAUCAGUUUCUGGGGCCAUAAUUCCCUGCUUUUUACUAACUGCUCACAGUUGUCAUACCAGGUUGAAGUGACUAAUACCAAGCACUUUCAUGUGCUUGAGACUACUUCAAAAGGUCCUUUUCAAGUUGGGUGCACUCAAGCAACCAUUCAGGGAAAGGUGGCAGGCUUCAGCAGCAUCCAUGUUUUCUAUCAGUCCCCAGAACUUGGGGUCUUGCGUGCUUCAGUCUCUGUUGCUGCUUUCCAUCCUCUAAAGCCUGUUCAUCCAGCUGAAGAACUUGUUUUAAGUGUUGGUUCAUCCAGAAGUGUUGUAUUUCAAGGUGGACCCCUUCCUUGGCUUGAAAGCCCAUCAGGAUACACCAAGUCUGUUCGUGUAGAUGAUCCUACACUGGUGAAGGUGACUGCAUUAGAAAUUGCCCAUGGGGAGAUCGAUUUUCAUGCUUAUGAGGUGAAGUGCUUGGACUAUGGAGAGACUGACCUCCAGCUGACCAUCAGUAACAGUAAAUCUCCAAGUCUUCCUAUGCCAGUUCAUAGAGAAGCUAGUGUGAAAAUAAUCUGUGGAGCUCCCCAUACAUUGCAGUUAACAGCAAGAGUUCCAAGACCAAAGAAUGCUAAAGGCAGUUGUCCUGAAGUGUCUAAGGGUCUUGUCUCUACUAAUUGCAAUGAAAAACUCAUAAUUGGCAUUGAAAUGUUUGACUCCAAAGGGAGGAAGUUUGAUAAUUUUUCAUCCUUAGCCAUAGAAUGGAAAUUAUCAAAUGGAACACUUGGAAGGCUGGAAGUGGAUGAAGGUCUGCUGUCUGAAGUACAGUAUGAAAGUGGUAUCACAGUCUCAGGAAACAAUUUCAAUAUUUUCAUACCAAGUGGCCUUCCUGGGUCAUUGGAAGUUGGAGCAAAAGUGAGUGGACGACACACCAGCAUAAAACUCCAUGAUAAUUUGAAUCUUGUGCUUGUCCAACACCCACAGCUCUCACCUGAACAUUUAGUCAUGUUCAAUCAUCAUGACAGUGUUGCUUUUCUUGAUGUCAAAGGUGGAUCAGGAUAUUUUGAAUUUCAUGAGAGCAGUAGUCAGAUUGUGAAGACCAUGUAUCAUAGGAACAAUCGGAGUGUUGUCCUGCAGCCUCUUCAAGAUGGACAGGUUCUCCUUAGCCUUGUAGAUCUUUGCAUUGUGUCUGAUUUCUCUGGACAGGCUGAAGUUCUGGUUUCUGGUUUGGGGAAGAUUGAAGUGGAUGUUCUUCGUAAGGUGGAACGAGGGCAGCGAAUUCGAGCUAGAGUGCGCAUGUACAACUCUCUUAAUGAGCGCCUGCCCCCCCAAGCAGUGUCACUUCUAACCCUUCACUCUUCAGUUGAUGAUUCAACUAUCCUCUCCAUGGAGCAAGAUUCUACCACCAAGAGCAUAGACAGCGAUGCAGAGUUUGUGAUCCUGGGUACUCAGGUGGGAGAGAGUUCCAUAGUGAUCAGGGGUGGAGAUGGUAUACACUUGGUGCAAGUGAAAGGCGGUCCCCAGCCAAGCCAGUCGAUUGUGUAUCAAGUAGAGAAUGCAACUGUGUCAACGAUCUCUGAAUCGGGCAUAAUCACAGGGUUGAAAGAAGGUGUCACCCGAGUCCAUGGUUUCUCAGUUGGUUCAGAGGCUUCUAUAAUGUACUCCCAGGAUUCUAUCGAAGUUCAUGUUGUGAAACUGACAGGUGUCAAGAUUAAGGUCCCCAUCACAGCCAUCAAAACUGGGUCAGUGAUGCCAGCAAGCAUUUUUGGAAUGAACCAGCAUGAGAACCCAUUCAGCUUUGGUUCAGCCAUCCCCUUCCUACACAUCUCAUGGUCCAUCAGCAAUCCUGAAAUCAUCUCUACUGAGGGCCCUCUAGGAACCAGUAACAUUCUUGAAGGAACAUUGAACAUGUUUUCCCUUCGUUUACGAGCUCAAAAGACAGGGCAAGUUAUGCUCAGGGUUUCCAUCCAUCCUGUGCUGGCAGCACUAGAUCCUUCUGAACAGCAAACUCUGAAUAAUAUUGCUUUGGAAGACUACAUUCAACUAACAGUCUUUGAGGAACUCCUUCUCACUCCUCCAAUGUCACCUGGAGCAAACAUUCUCAUCACGCCCAACACUGAGACUCAACUCCAUGCAAACCGGGUCUCCACUACAUUUCACAUUGCUACUGAUCAACUGCCACCUGAGGUGUCAUUAUCAGAAAAUGGCCUCCUCGCAACAGGUGCAUCGUCUGGAGAAUUUCACAUAAAUGUGUCAUCAGAAGAGGAGUUUGGGUUUCACCAGGCUACAGUUGCUUUGGUGAAGGUGAAACCUUACAGCUACCUUCAAGUAAAGUCCUUGACUGUGUUGGCUGUGGGAGAAAAAGAUGUGUUGGAUUAUAUCCCCUUGGGCAUCACUAUGGAGUUUCAUGUAGAGUUUCAUGAUCAUGUUGGAGAUAUAUUCCAUGCAACCAAUGUUCAACUGGGGAUUCAGCCCUCUCGAUAUGACCUCAUUCAGAUCUCACCUGGUCAUUCGAAUCAGAGCUUCCAGGUUCAGGCACGAGGUAAAGGAGAGACGGUGUUGAAGGUAUGGGAUCGUAAGAAUCCUUCAAAAGGAGAUUACAUCCAUGUAUCAUCCCGCUCUGCCAUCACCCCUUCUCAUGCCAUGCUCUCUGUUGGUGACAUUGUCUGCUUCUCCUCUCCCUUGGUCAUUAAUGUGAAUCAUGGUGAACAUUGGAGUUCUGACAACACAAACAUCUUGACCAUAGAUAAGAAGAGUGGGAUGGCACAGGCCAUGCUUCCUGGUUCAACUGUUGUCUCUUAUCACAUCAGUGCAGUGGCACUCACAACAACCCAUGUCACUGUCACACCUGUUGUUGACAUUAGACUGUCUCAGCCUGUGCAAAUCUUGACAACGCAGAAGCCAUUUGAGAUUUUGGUGGAUCUGGGACAUGUAAACAUCAUUGGGGACCAUUGUGAAGACUUGAAGUCCUUCUCCCCUGUCAUUCCCUUUACAUGCUUGGCUCGGUUCACCCCUCUGAGUCCAUUGGACUUUCAAGACAUAUUUUUGCUAUACCCAGAGUUUGAUCCAGGGAUUGGCUCUUACAAGUGCCAGGUCAUGCCUAAGACUAACCUUUCUCGAGAAGCAACACAGCUUCAAACCCAUGUGGAGUUUGAAGCUAUCAUGAAGGCACACAAAGGACAGAGGGAAUUGAAAUCAAAUAUAGUGAGUGUGGUGUUUAUUCCUCAUUUUCUUGUUGACACGGAUGAGCUCAUUCUCAGCAAUCAGCAACCACUUGGCUUCAUCAACAUCACAGGGACUGGAUUGGUUGUAAAACAAUUGAAGGUGACAGUGACCCCCAGUACAUAUCUGGAGUCACAUGCCCUCACGCCUUCAUCUUCUGGCAUCCAUGUUCUCCCCAUCCACCUCAAGCACCAAUAUUGGAUUGGCACUGGUGAAGAAGAUGCCCCAUUGUCAGUCAUCAUCCAAUCAACAGAGUCAGGUCAAAAGGUGACUGUCCCUGUGCGCAUCCGUGUCAUUGGGGACCGUGGCUCUGUGAUGCGUUGUGCUGCACGUGGUGAAUUCACAUUUUCUGAUGCCCUCACAUCCCCUACCUCCUAUCUCCGUCAUGCUCUCACUUCUAUUUCUGAUUGGUUAUGGCCAUUGGUUUCUGUGACUGCCUCAUUCCUUUGCUUAUAUUUUGGGUAUGUAUUUAUUGUGCAUGCGGGGCUGAGAGCUGUGAAACAGAGCCUUUCCUCCAUGCUGAACAUGGCUGUGACUCAGCCUGCAACUCCAGCCUUAUCAAACACAAGUGUCUCAGGUCACCCAUCCCCGACUCCUACGCCACCACGAGGAAAGUAUUAUCCAAUUGGUUCACCUCAGAUCUAUGGUGUUGCCUCAAUGAGACAGCGGUCAACCUGAAUGCUGGGGAGGCACCAGGGAACUUCUGUUUAACUGUGAUGCUGAGUGUUCAAAUGCUCCUUGCCCUUUACUCUUUGCAACAUCUGUGACAUGCCAAGGAUCAGGAAGAUCCAAUAUUACUAUGGACCCCUGUAUUAUCCUCUCCGGUGAUUCUGAAUCCAGUGGUAAGUCUUGAUUCUUCUGUGGGAGAGCAUUAAGAUCCAUUUCAGCGUUGCAUUGAGAACUUGUUAUUCAAGUCUGAAUUCCAUAUUGUAUAAGGUGUAACCAGCUCUUGAAUUACUUCUGUUGAACUAUCAUUGGAUAGGACCAUGGAGCAGAAGGCUUAUGAGUUCAGACUGCAUUGUCAAAAGUGUGACUGUGAUACCAGUCCAAGUUCUCAAAAUGUGAUAUUCAUGAAUGAUGGAUCUUUCUUUUGUACUGUAAGCAGAGUUUCCCUGUGUCAAAACCCCAGAUGUUU
Molecule: messenger RNA, 5932 nt
Organism: Darwinula stevensoni
Lineage: Eukaryota; Metazoa; Arthropoda; Ostracoda; Podocopida; Darwinulidae
Source: the annotation of a GenBank genome assembly